CCUGCGUCUCGUAUAUUAACUUCGUUCUUAUUAGAAUAGUCACGGAACAUGAACAUGGAAACAGAUAUGACUCAGAUAAAAUAAGAGGUUAAAAAAAAAUAUGGGAUGUGGGGCCGCAAAAAGCACAGCUGAUGUGGCUGCACCAGGAGAGGAACCCAUUUCAUGCAGUGUCACACAAAUCAAGGAUUUGGCGCCUCUAGAAGUAUCUGAUACAGGAGCUCAUCCACCAGAAAAGGAACGACGCAAACCUAUAAAACAACUAUUAACAUUACCAGGACUGAUACCAGAGCCUCCUGGUGCUGAAGUUGAUGAGAUGAGAAAAAGAGAGAGCCUUAUUAAAAUGCAUCCUCCUAAAAGACCACAGAGACUGGAAGCGGAUUUAGGAAUUCUUAAAGCUAAGUCAUCUGAGCCUGAAAUACAAGAAACAAUUCCUGAAGAAUAACUUGCAUUGGCCAAUGGAAUUCAGAUUUUAUUUAGGUUCUUCCUGGUGCCUGGUAACCCGCAGUUGAAAAGACAAUGAUAUAUAAACGAAGAUGAUUUUGUGGAGUUCUUUGUUCUUGGGUGUAUCUGCGAAUUAUUUUAUUGUUAAUACUUUUUUUGUAAAAAAAAUAUGUGUAUACUUAAUUUAUUCCUAAUCAUUUGCAGAGAAAUAAACACUCACUGUCAUAUUGUCA
Molecule: messenger RNA, 674 nt
Organism: Parasteatoda tepidariorum (common house spider)
Lineage: Eukaryota; Metazoa; Arthropoda; Arachnida; Araneae; Theridiidae
Source: RefSeq, a predicted model, not a curated record